This is a messenger RNA of Spea bombifrons (plains spadefoot toad), 2259 nucleotides long. RefSeq names its product proline rich 16 (gene PRR16). Gene Ontology annotation, biological process: positive regulation of translation; positive regulation of cell size. The record is from RefSeq and is a predicted model, not a curated record. Lineage: Eukaryota; Metazoa; Chordata; Amphibia; Anura; Pelobatidae. The coding region runs from base 304 to 1206 and encodes 300 amino acids. The transcript is spliced from 4 exons.
UCUUUAAAAAGGAGUGUUUUGCGUUACAUGUGAACUUCAGGGUUUUUAUUUUUUUCUAUUUUUUAUUUUUUUGCACUUUUCCCCUCCUUGAUUUAGCAGAGCACUGUGACGCAGGCAUUCCCGGCCACUAGUCUGCAGCCCAUUCCCUGUGCAGUUGUGUGGAGUUGAUGGCACCGUGCGAACAGGGAGAGGAAAAAGAGGAGAAAGAGGGAGAUCUAAGGAGGAAAAUGUGGAGAAUGAGCAUCUCGCAGAGGGAUGGGACCAAUCACCCUCUUUUGAAGCUCCCUUGAGUUGGAUUGCAGCAUGUCAGCGAAGUCUAAGGGAACAUCCUCACCAACAGAGGGGCAAGCCUCCAAAGCCAAGGUGAAAGAACAGAUCAAGAUUAUUGUGGAUGAUUUGGAACUAGUGCUGGGAGAUCUGAAGGAUGUAGCUAAAGAACUUAAGGAGGUGGUUGACCAAAUUGAUACUCUCACUUCAGAUCUACAGCUGGAGGAUGAGAUGACAGACAGCUCCAAAACCGACACGCUGAACAGCAGCUCCAGCAGCACAACAGCCUCAAGCUUAGAGAAGAUAAAGGUUCGAGCAAAUGCGCCAUUAAUAACACCUCCCGCACAUCCAUCGGCUGUUCUGACAGUACUUAGAAAGCCUAAUCCACCUCCACCACCGCCACGAUUAACACCGGUGAAGUUUGAAGAUACUCAUAGGUUAAAUAAUUCAGCAAGUACUGUAACCAAUAAUGGACUUUUGCUACGGAAUGGUGAAAUACCUGGAGUACCUACCAAAGUUCCCAACGGUGAUAGAUGUGCCAUUCAUAAUAUUAAGGUGGAUAAAUUACAAGCGCAGCCUAUGACACAUAGACCAGAAAAAGAACGCUGUUCUCAGACUACAACAAGAGAACGUGUGCGCUUUAGUGAAAAUGUACUAUAUCAUGGCUACUGUCCUGACUGUGAUAUUCGGUCUGAAGUAAAAAACAGAGAGGUACAUCUGCAUGGGGAGUCUGUCCAUUUAGCUGGAAAACUUCCUCAUCAUUGUCCACCUUUACAACCGCCACCUCUCCCAGCUUUUCCCCUUGAAAAUGGAGGAUUCGGCAUAAACAGUAGUAAUAGUAGUAGUCAACCUCCCCAAAAGCCUGGUGUCUUGCCUCCGCCGAUUGCACCAAAACCUCAAAAAACUAUCCUGAGGAAAUCAACUACUACAACAGUGUGAUAUUUUUAUAUAUAUAUAUAUUUUUCAUUUUGAGGUAAAUCUACAUGAACAUAAAAAUGAUUUGACAAUGAGUACCUUAAAGCAAUAAAAAGUUCGAAUAUAACCCUCCUAUCUUCUGAAGUGGAAUAACAAUCAGAUGACCCACAGGUCCUGCUACCUCCUGGCUUCAAUGUGGACAUAUAAGGGGAGACUUUGAGGGCAGCAUUCCAGCGAUGAUCCCAGGUCCCUGAGGCGGGAAAGACGAUCUCCAAUCAGUGGCUCCUUUAUUACUUUAUUAUGUUCACAUGCAUCUUUGUGAUUCUUGGUAAUGGAUACAGAAGCUGCAAGAGAACCGCUUUUCUUGGCCAUUGGAGUUGAAGCACAAGGCCUGCAGAAGUUUUCACAAAUUUAUUUAGUUCCAGCAUGUAAACAUUUCCCUUCUUCUAUCACAGCCUUAAAUAUCAUUCACCAGGAUUUUGUAGCUAAAAAGCAAUGUAAAACAAUGUAGGUUCAUCUGCAUCCUCACCUUUCUCGGAGCAAACCACCCAGCCAUGUCCAGUAAAGUAAAGAAGAUGGGCAGUGAGAAAUAUCCAAUGUUUCCUGUAUUCAUUUUUUUCUGGAGAUCUUGUACAACAUACCAUACUUUUUAUGGUCUGAAAGCAAAAAUUAUUUUCAUUACGGUUGAGAAAGAAACUUCUGUACUCCUUUAAGCCAUAGAUAAUGAGCGGUGUUGACGAUGACACUGGGGAAGUACUGCAUCUUAUUCUCUGAAUAAACAGUUGUAUUUCAACAGUUGUGGAUUGCAUUCAAUGGAUAUUGCAUACAUUUGCACGGUCAAUACCUUUCAGGGUAAUGUGUGCCAUUAUUUGCACAGAUGAACAGGAAGAUAUAUGAUUAUAUGACAAUGCAUAUUUAGGGGCAUACAAGACAACUGGGAAUGUUAACAUGGACGCCUCACCUUCCAUCCCCAAAGAUACAUAGCUCCUUAAUUGAAUUCUGAAAAAUCUAUUUCAAGCUUUUUAAAUUAGACUGUGUAUAUGUGUGUCUGUGUGUGUGUACACACAGAGAUCUGUG